Messenger RNA from Arachis duranensis, 790 nucleotides. RefSeq lists its product as uncharacterized. The transcript is spliced from 2 exons. NCBI's taxonomy places the organism in Eukaryota, Viridiplantae, Streptophyta, Magnoliopsida, Fabales, Fabaceae. The coding region runs from base 100 to 507 and encodes 135 amino acids. The record is from RefSeq and is a predicted model, not a curated record.
UUCUGCGCCAACCUCCUCCACUCUCAUCGCCGUCCGCCACCCUCCCCCUCUCACUCUUCCACGUCUAACUCUCAAGGUCACCGCGCCGUCGUCGCGCGCAUGACACUCACCCGAGGGGAACCGUCGUCCCCGGAGGCAGAAUCAUCCGCCAUCCUGCUCCCCUCUCUGCCGCUCUGGCUCUUUGGCUCUGCAACUACAUGUUUCUCUACCUCUAACUAUCUGCGACAGUGUAACUGCAUCUCUUCCUCUCUGGUCUCUGGUUCGCUGUUGCUCUUCUUCUCGCCUUCGCCGCCAGUUCAGCAACAUGUUGUGCAACAACUAGAAAAGAGAGAAGCACAAGUAAUUGAGGAGGAACAACAGCAGGCAACGGUGGUGGCACCACGAGAGAAAAAGGAACCACCGGCUACUGUGUUGGCAGAAUCUGUGGAAACGGAAACAGAGCAGGCACUAGUGGUGAUAACUGAUAAGAAUAGAGGAAAUGGAACCACAGCAGACAUUAGUAGUUAGUGGGAAAAAAACUAAGUGGAAAAUAAUGGUGUGCUUGCUUAUCUACUGCAUUAGCCAAACAAAAAUAAUUAAGCAGCACUUUCUUGAUUAUCCCUGACCCUAUUUUGUAGUCAAUUAGAUGCACAAAUAGAAUUGAAGUUAGUCCACAAGUUGGAACAUGAAGCCAUAUUUUUUUUUCCUUUGCUCUCUCCCUCUCUCUCCUCUCCCUCUUGUCUUUCAAACACAUCUUAUUUUGGAUGAUGUAUGAUGUAUUAUAGUAGUGUAUCAAUUGUUAGAAAGUAGA